CCCAUUUACGGCCCACGGGCCAGGAAGAGUCGGCCCGGGGGGGGGGCGGCACCCGGUGGCCGUGCUGCCCCCACGCUUUCACCAAGAUUUUCCCCUGAAUAAACUUCGGCUCUGUUUGGUGGCUGAGAAACUGGAAGAGAAGAGGCGGGAAAAAUGGAGGGCGUUGGUGUACUGAUGACUUGUCCAAUGUCGUCGUACCUCGAGACAGAGCUCGACAAGCGAUUCAGGCUCUUGAGACUCUGGGAAGCUUCUUCCUCCAAGGAGCAGUUCCUUGGGGAGAAUUCCAAUUCAAUACGAGCGGUGGUCGGAAACACCACAAUUGGGGCUGACUCCGAGUUGAUCGAUUCCCUGCCGCGUUUGGAAAUCGUGUCGACUUACAGCGUGGGGUUGGAUAAGAUCGAUUUGGCCAAGUGUCAGGAGAGAGGCAUUAGGGUUACCAACACCCCCGAUGUGCUCACGGACGACGUCGCCGAUGUAGCAAUUGGUCUUGCAUUGACGACCUUGAGGAAGAUUAGUGCAUCUGAUCGGUUUGUGAGAAGUGGCUCGUGGAAAAAUCGCGAUUUCCAGUUGACUUCGAAGUUCAGUGGUAAAUCAAUUGGUAUUGUCGGAUUGGGUAGGAUUGGCACAGCCAUUGCAAAGAGAGCCGAGGCAUUUGGCUGCUCCAUCUCUUACCACUCCAGAACUGAGAAACCCCAGUCCAACUACAGAUAUUGCUCCAACAUUAUUGACUUGGCUGCCAACGCCCAAGUUCUUAUUGUUGCGUGUUCACUUACAGAAGAAACCCACCAUAUUAUAAAUCGACAAGUCAUCGAUGCAUUGGGCCCAGAGGGCGUUCUAAUCAACAUUGGCCGAGGCCAUCACGUGGACGAACCCGAACUCGUGGCCGCGCUGCUCGAGGGCCGGCUGGGCGGCGUGGGGCUCGACGUGUUCGAGAAUGAGCCGGAGGUACCUGGACAGCUGUUGGAGCUCGACAACGUUGUUCUUCUGCCCCACGUUGGAAGUGACUCGGUUGAAACCAGCCAGGCUAUGGCUGACCUUGUUAUCAGGAACUUGGAGUCAUACUUUUGUAACAAUCCACUCUUCACUCCGGUAGUUUGAUCUUCAUUUCUUGGAUAUUUAUUUAUUUAUCUAGUACCCGUUCAAGUUCAUAUAACAACAUAUAUAUACAUAUCAUCAGACACUAGAAUAGGAGACAGACACUGCGGUAAUACAAUGUAUUUGGAUAUUUUAUCUUUCUAAUUCAUCUGCUGUAAUCAAUAUUAAUGAGGAA
Diospyros lotus (date-plum) is the source of this 1270-nucleotide messenger RNA. RefSeq names its product glyoxylate/hydroxypyruvate/pyruvate reductase 2KGR-like. NCBI's taxonomy places the organism in Eukaryota, Viridiplantae, Streptophyta, Magnoliopsida, Ericales, Ebenaceae. Gene Ontology annotation, molecular function: NAD binding; glyoxylate reductase (NADPH) activity; hydroxypyruvate reductase [NAD(P)H] activity. Bases 154 to 1098 code for a protein of 314 amino acids. The record is from RefSeq and is a predicted model, not a curated record. Gene Ontology annotation, cellular component: cytosol. The transcript has 2 exons.